ACAUGUUACCAGAAAGUCCUUUGUUAUUGGCCAUGAGGGAACCGUUUUCUUUCCAUCUCUCCUGUCUCUAUUUGUUAUAUCACAAGCAGUCAGCCAAUACUCGCUUACAUACUGCAUGCUGUGGCUGCGCCACGCUGCUGUGAGGCAGCAGUUUCUGCAGGCGGAAGAAAAGGAAGGAGAUGAAUGGAAGAGAGAGGGAGGAGAGGGAGAAGAAGAAAACAGGAGAGGAAAAAAUGAUGUAAAACUGAAAUGCAGUCUGGCACCAGCUCCGCUUCUCAACUUUGCUCCCAUAAACACAUGAAGAAACCGUGAUGAUGUCACAUUCUGUCCUCCUAUCCUCUUAUAAAUAGAUCACUGAUGGUAGGAGUGGUGAUAUGUCGAUUAAGAUGAACUAAAGGGUCCAGUAUAAGAGGAAGAAGGACUCCUAUGUCAGAGCUUUAGGAUGGCCACGGAAAGCUCCACUAUUCCCAGUCCUGUUGUCCGCCAAAUCGACAAGCAGUUCCUGAUCUGCAGCAUAUGUCUGGACCGCUACCAGAAUCCCAAAGUACUGCCCUGCCUGCACACCUUCUGUGAGAGGUGCUUGCAGAAUUACAUCCCGGCCUACAGCCUCACCCUGUCGUGUCCCGUGUGCCGUCAGACAUCAAUCCUCCCAGAGAGGGGGGUGGCCGCACUACAGAACAACUUCUUCAUCACCAACCUGAUGGAUGUGCUGCAGCACAGGCCAGAUACCUGCAGCCAGGAGGCCACCACCCUCAGCAACAUCACCACCGUGGUAACGGGUCAACUGCUCUCCUGCCCCAACCACGGCGGAAGUGUGAUGGAGUUUUACUGUCCUCCAUGUGAGACAGCCAUGUGUCAAGAGUGCACAAGUGGCGAACAUAGAGAGCACCCAACUGUGCCUCUUAAAGAUGUGGUAGAGCAGCACAAGACCUCACUGCAUGACCAGCUGAAUGCUGUGAAGAAGAGGCUGCCAGAGAUCGACUCGGCUCUGCUGUUGCUGUCAGAAAUCCUGCAACAGCUGACCAAUCAGAAAAGCUCCAUAGAAGAGGACAUCCACAAAACCUUUGAUGAGCUGCAGAAGACUCUCAAUGUUCGCAAGAGUGUUUUACUCAUGGAGCUGGAGGUCAAUUAUGCACUCAAACAGAAGGUUCUUCAGGCCCAGCUGGACACACUGCUGCAGGGCCAGGAGGGCAUCAACAGCAGCUGUAACUUCACGGAGCAGGCCCUGAGCCACGGCACCGAGGCUGAGGUGCUGCUGGUCAAGAAGCAGAUGGGCGAGCGCCUCGUGGAGCUGGCCAAUCAGGAGCUUCCUCUGCAGCCAGGGGAGAACUGCCAGCUGGACUUUCUCGUGGAGACUGAUGGAUUAAAGAAAUCCAUCCACAAUUUGGGUACCGUGGUAACUACAAAUGCUGUCGCAUCAGAAACCGUGGUGACAGGUGAAGGGCUGCGGCACUGCGUGGUGGGCGUGCCCACGGCUGUCACCAUAACUACCAAGGACAAAGAUGGAGAGCUGUGCAAGAUGGGUAACGCAGUCAUCGCUGCUGACAUCUCUUCCCCUGACGGGAGCAAAGUCGACGGGGAAAUACUGGACAACAAGAACGGCACGUAUGAGUACCUGUUCAUUGCUCCCAAAGAAGGCUUUCUGUACCUAUCCCUGCGCCUGUACAACCAGCACAUCAGAGGAAGUCCCUUCAAAAUAAAGGCCACCAUCCACUCCCCAAAUACAGAUGGCACCAAAAAGAGGCUGAAGUCUCCGGGUAGUGGACACGUCAAGCAGAAAGCAAUCAAGAGGCCGGCGAGCAUGUACAGCACAGGGAGGAGGAAAGAGAAUCCCAUCGAGGAUGACCUCAUCUUUCGGAUAGGCACCAAAGGAAGAAAUAAAGGGGAGUUCACAAAUCUGCAGGGAGUGGCUGCCUCCUCUCAGGGAAAAGUCCUAAUAGCAGACAGCAACAACCAAUGUGUUCAGAUAUUUUCUAAUGACGGCCAGUUCAGAAGUCGUUUUGGCAUCCGUGGCAGGUCUCCAGGUCAGAUGCAGCGGCCGACGGGUGUGGCCGUCCACCCCAGUGGUGACAUCAUCAUUGCAGACUAUGACAACAAAUGGGUCAGCAUCUUUUCAAAUGAAGGCAAGUUUAAGAACAAAGUGGGCUCAGGGAAGCUGAUGGGACCUAAAGGCGUUGCAGUGGACAGGAACGGACACGUCAUUGUGGUCGAUAAUAAGGCCUGCUGUGUUUUCAUCUUCCAGGCCAAUGGCAAGCUGGUCACCAAGUUUGGUAACCGUGGCAACGGCGACAGGCAGUUUGCAGGCCCUCAUUUUGCUGCUGUCAACAAUAACAACGAAAUCAUUGUGACUGAUUUUCACAACCACUCAGUAAAGGUCUUUAACACAGAAGGGGAGUUCCUGCUGAAGUUUGGUUCUAACGGCGAAGGUAACGGCCAGUUCAAUGCCCCCACUGGCGUGGCGGUGGACGUCAAUGGGAAUAUCAUUGUAGCAGACUGGGGCAACAGCAGGAUACAGGUGUUUGAUGCCAGCGGUUCCUUCCUCUCCUACAUCAACACGUCAGCAGACCCAUUGUAUGGCCCACAGGGACUGGCACUCACCUCUGACGGACAUGUGGUGGUCGCAGAUUCUGGCAACCACUGCUACAAAGUCUACCGCUAUCUGCAGUAGCUCACCUUUCUACACCUGCUUUCUACCAGGAAAUGGUGGACUGGAAAGACUGGAACACUCUGCAAUCAUCAACUCAUCCAUUCAUUCUUUCCACUGUGCCAUCUGUUAGGCUUUUUUCUUGAUUCUGAAGCAAUAACUCAUCACAGGUAGCUGCUGCUGGUUAGUGUUUUGAAGAAGUUGAUCAUGACUUUCACAAGACAUUUGGAGUGCGCUAACAUAAAGCUUUAAUAGCAAGCAACAGAUUUUAGGAAACUGCUGCACUGGUUUUGAAAAUGACUUGCUUGAUAAGUGAGAAUAAGAUGUGUAUAUUAAACUACAGUUUAGGUACCUCAGAAAUAAAUAGAUUUUACUGCACUUUUACAGCACUUUUCUGUUAAAAUGCCCUUAAGAUGCCUCACAAUUUGCCUGUUUACUAUCAGAAUAAAAAAAUUGAUGUAGGAUGAUUUGAAGCUUGACCACACAACACUGUGCAUGCUGUUUUUAACAAACAUCUUAACUACUACAAUGUACUGCAUUGAAAAUACAGGGUUCAGAAUCACAAUCUUAUCACUUAAAAUGCCUCCACAGUUUGAGUUUUUAAUAUUUCCAUUAAAAACAGUUAUUUGAUUCUGUUAUAAUUUUAAGUAGAGUUGAUUUCUUGAUUGGUUUAAAGAAAACAAAAUGCAUGCAUUUAUAUCAUAAACACUUGAUAUUGACCUGAGUGGAUCGCAAUGAGUGACAUGAAUAAAUAUUUAAAUUAUAUAAUUAAAAUUAAAUUGGAUAUACAGAUGAUAAAUAAAUGUAUCACGGAUUAUUUAAAACAUAAUGGUUUAAUUAAAAACAUAAUGGUUUAAUUAUGACAUUUCUUUAAUUUUAAAGUGUUAUAUUUUAAGAUCCAUUAAAAUUAUUUAGAUAUUUAUUUAGUUAAUUUGUUCUCUGUGUAUUGUAUGAGGGUCAAAAAUGCCACGAGCCAACUGUAAUAAAUUCAUUCAAUAUUUCAAAAUGUAUUGAUUAUACAAGUGUAAUUUAUUAUUAAUUGUACAAGUCAAUAAAAGUGUACAUUUUAAAAUAAAAUUUGAAUCGUGAUUAAAUUAAAGUCCACUGGAAAAUAUUAGCCUACUGUCACUUUGGCUCAUACCACAAGUGAUAUUUUAUGAUAUUCGACAACAGGAUGGAGACAAUUGUAUUUUUAUUAUGAUCACUUAUAAAUAUUCCACAACUUGUUUAUUGAACAUUUGCCCUCAAUACUUCAGCAAUGAACCAUGAAAUAAUUUAAACAGUCAGGCAACAAAUGUGUUAUUUUUUUAAAAUAAAUAUUUUAGCAUCAUAUUUCAUGGAUUGCUUCAAAAUAAACUGACACAUCUAAAUAUUCAUGUAUUAUUUAACUGUUUGUUUGUGAUAGUGUUUAGAUCUCUAUAGGCAUCAGCUAUGCAUACAUGUGUACAUGAUGUGCCUGGGAUCCAGAUGUGCAGAAAUCCUGUUUGAAUACUUUUUUCCAUCUUGCUGAAAUAUGGCUUUCAUUUUGCAUCUCUGGUUCCAGGACUGCUUAGCUUUAAUAACCUUCACUUAUCCUAAUAUGCGCUUAUGUCUUUUAAAUAUCCCUGCAAGUGCUAGUUACACUUUGGUGGUUAUCUUGCAGAUCUAGAAGAUGUGAUAUGUAUAUAAACAUGAUGUAAAGUAGGAUCCACAUUUGUUUUAAGGCCUUUACCAUAAACAAUCUUGAAACACACAA
This is a messenger RNA of Xiphophorus hellerii (green swordtail), 4379 nucleotides long. It is a transcript of the gene trim2a, whose product is annotated as tripartite motif containing 2a. NCBI's taxonomy places the organism in Eukaryota, Metazoa, Chordata, Actinopteri, Cyprinodontiformes, Poeciliidae. Gene Ontology annotation, biological process: protein polyubiquitination; proteasome-mediated ubiquitin-dependent protein catabolic process. The transcript is spliced from 12 exons. Bases 443 to 2668 code for a protein of 741 amino acids. The record is from RefSeq and is a predicted model, not a curated record. Gene Ontology annotation, molecular function: ubiquitin protein ligase activity; protein binding; zinc ion binding.